AUGUCGAAUUUGUCAAAGCUUGAGUUUGUGGUACUUGACAUUUCUGGAAAGAAUUACCUAUCAUGGGUUCUCGAUGCUGAGAUUCAUUUAGCUGCUAAAGGCCUUGGUGACACCAUUAUUCAGGGUAAUGAGGCAUCAAGCCAAGACAAAGCGAAGGCCAUGAUUUUCCUUCGUCAUCAUUUGGAUGAAGGUUUGAAGGUUGAUUAUUUGACAGUGAAAGAUCCACUUGAAUUGUGGACUGGCCUGAAGGAAAGGUAUGAUCACCUUAAGGCUACGGUAUUGCCAAGGGCUCGAUAUGAGUGGAUGCACUUACGGUUGCAAGAUUUUAAGACCGUAAGUGAAUAUAAAGCUGAUGUAUUUCGAAUAACUUCCCAAUUGAAAUUAUGUGGGGAUGUUAUGAAUGAUGAAGAUUUGUUGGAAAAGACUCUUACGACUUUUCAUGCCUCAAAUAUGGUAUUACAGCAGCAAUACCGUGAAAGGGGUUUUAAAAAGUAUUCUGAAUUGAUCUCAUGCCUUCUGGUGGCUGAGCAACAUAAUAUCCUUUUGCUGAAAAAUCAUGAAGCCCGUCCCACAGGGUCAGCUCCGCUUCCUGAAGUGAAUAUGGCAGCUAGACGUGAUAAGUUUGAAAAAAGACAGAAUAAUAAUCAUGGCCAUAUGAAUAUACGUGGGCAUGGCAAUGGUAAAAGACGAUAUAAUAGCCGUCAUCAUGGUGGUCAUGGCAAACGAGAGAACAAUAUGGGUUCUCAAAACAAUCCUUCAAGAGGCAAAAGUGGUAACUGCCACCGCUAUGAAAGAUCAUUGGAAAAUUGA
Nicotiana attenuata is the source of this 810-nucleotide messenger RNA. RefSeq lists its product as uncharacterized. The record is from RefSeq and is a predicted model, not a curated record. Bases 1 to 810 code for a protein of 269 amino acids. The transcript has a single exon. NCBI's taxonomy places the organism in Eukaryota, Viridiplantae, Streptophyta, Magnoliopsida, Solanales, Solanaceae.